CAAAAACAAACAAUGUUUGAAUUGGAGCUAGCUACAUGUCAAAAGUUUGACAAAAUCAAUAUAAAUAAUAAUAAAGAUAAUGUUUGAAAUAAAAAAUAAAAUUGAGGUCAUAAUUAUUAAACGAUAUUAAGAGUAAGGAACUAUCAAGUUAAAAACGAAAUUAAAAAAUGACACUUUAUUUUGAUAUUCGUGUACAAAAUCCAGAAACAUCAUCAAUAAAUACAUUAUCAAGUUGGCAUAAUAAUUUUCCACUUCUUGCUGUUGGUUCUUAUUCACAAGAUAAAGGUGGUUUUGUUAUUGUAUAUGAUGAUCAAGGUGAGCCAUUGCAAGAUGUAGAAUCAUCACCAGGUGAUUCAUUAUCACAAGUAACAGCAUUAUGUUGGCAUCCAGAAAAACGUUUAUUAAUAUCUGGUUGGGAAACUGGUGAAUUAAAAAUAUGGCCAGGUGAUUCUGGUACAUGUGAAUAUAAAAUAACAGCAACACCACAUAAAGAUCCAUUAUCCAUACUUCAAUGGAGUCAAAAUGGUGGUAGAUUUGUAUCAGCUGAUACAGCUGGUUCAAUUGUUGGAUGGAAAAUUGAUACAAGAGGCCAGUUAUUUGUAACAUUUCAUCAUGAACUUAAAGAAUCAUUUACACAUAUUAUUUUUAAAUUAUCACAAACAACAACAACAACAACAUCAAUAGCAACAACUUCAAAACAAUCAAUGGAUAUUACAGAACUAGCAAAAGCUGCUGUUGCUGGUGAUGAAAGAGCACUAGAUUUAUUUAGUACAUGGAGACCAAGAACAGCUCAUACAACAAUUAAUACUCAAAAAGAUAAUCAUGCAUUUUAUAUUGGUUCAACAAGUGGAACAAUUUAUUAUAUUGAUGCACCAGGACAAUGUAUUGAAGUAUUAAAUACUGGUGGUUUAAAUAUAUUAUGUAUGUUAUAUCAUCAAACAAGAGAUUCAAUUGUAAUAUUAACUGAAGGUUUAAAUAUUGCUAAUUAUCAAGUUGAUUCAUCAACUGGUCGUCUUACAGAAUUAACCAGAGUUAAAUUAAAUGGUAAAGGUGAUAUAUCAAGACUUGGUCCAGUUUUAUGUUGGAUUAAAACAAAUACAAUUGCUAUUUUAACUGGUGAUAUUGGUAUAAGAUGUUGGGAUGUAUAUACCGGUGAUACAUAUGUUCUUCAACCACCAGAAUCAUUAACUGGUAAUAUAGCAACACCACAAGAAAUAUGUACAAGUUUAUCAUAUUGUAAAUACAAUGAAACACUUGCUGCUGGAACAAAUUUAGGCACAAUAUAUUUAUGGAAAAAAAAAAAUUCAUCAACAACUGAUGAAUAUGGCUGGCCAAUAAUACCAAGCACUUGUACAGUACAUGGUACAGUUAAACAAUUAACAUGGGGUGGUACAUUAUUGAGAAAUCCAUUAAUUGCUGUUAAUUGUUUAACAAAUGUAUUUAUAUUACAUCAACAAACAAUGUGUGCUGUAUACAAUGAAAAUGUAUGUGCUAGUCAAAUAGCACCAAUGCAAAUUCUCAUUGAAACAGAUAAAAAAUCAUGUACAUUAAAAACUGAUCUUCAAGUACAAAUUUUAGGUGUUAAUAAAAAUUAUAUUGCUGUAUCAUCAUGUAGACAAAUUGGUGUUUAUAAAAUAAUACAUAAUACAGAUAAUAUAAAUACAAUUGUUAUUGGUACAUUUAAUUGUGAUACUGAAAAAAUAUUAAUUUAUGAUGAUGUAUUAAUUAUAUUAACACCAAUUGUCAUUCAAUUAAGAUCACUUGAUGGAAUAAUAAUACAAACACUUCCAACUUUACCUGAAGAAGGUGAACCAAUAACAAUGGAACUUACUGGUAAAUAUUUAACAGUUGCAUCAUUAAAUGGUAUAUUAAAAAUAUGGGAUGUUGGUAAAAGAGAAGCUAAAUUACAUACACGUGCAUUAACAGUUUAUGAAGCAAUUGAUGAUUUUGCUGAAAUUAUUGAAGCUAAAUGUAAUGCUGAUUGUCGUUGUGUAUCAAUAACAAUUGCCAUGACAAAUUUAAUGCCAAGUUCAAUAUUAUAUGUAUGGGAUAUUGAGGGUGAUCAAAUUUAUGAAUUUGAUUUUUCAAAAUUAGAAAUAAAUAAUGAACAAACAAAUGUUAAGCUAAAAUCAAGACUUGUUACUGCUCAUUAUUGGGAUACAAAUGAACCACGUGUAUUAAUAUGUAGAGCACAAAAAAUUGAUAAAAAAAAAAAUUCAUUAAAUAAAAAAAAACCUGAUAAUAAUCAUGGUGAUGAUAAUGUAUUAUUGGUAUCAUUAUUUGCAACACCUGAUAAUGGUAUAACUGUACAAGAUAUAAGACCAAUUAAAGAUCAAAAUUGUCGUUUACUUGGUGUACAAUGUCCUGAUAUAAUUCUAUUAAAUCCAGAUAUGGCAAUAACAGAUGGAAGUAAAAUAACAAAAUUAUUAAUGCAUGAAUUUGAAGAACUUGGUGAUUGUGAUGAUAAUGUUAAAAAAGCAAUAAUGGAUUUUAGUUAUUAUAUUAGUAUGUCAAAUAUGGAUGAAGCAUUUAAAUCAAUAAAAACAAUUAAAAAUCAAAAUGUAUGGAAAAGUUUAGCUAAAAUGUGUGUUAAAACAAAACAAUUUGAUAUGGCUGUAUUAUGUUUAGGUCAUAUGAAACAUGUUAGAGGUUCACGUGCACUAAGACAAUCAAUGCAAGAUUCAUCAUUAAGCCUCGAUGCUAAAAUUGGUAUACUUGCUGUUGAAUUAGAACUUUAUAAUGAUGCUGAACGUUUAUUUCGUGAAGCAAAUCGUCUUGAUUUGCUGGGUUAUUUAUAUGAAUCAUCAAAUAAAUAUACAGAUGCUAUAACAUUAGCUAAAAAUGAAAAUAAAAUACGUGAAAAAUUAAGUUAUUUUAAUUAUGCAAAAGCACUUGAAUCAAAUCGUGAUAUUGAUAAAGCAAUUGAAAUGUAUACAAAAGCUGAUUGUCAUAGAUUUGAAGUACCAAGAAUAUUAUUAAAUCGUCCACAAGAACUUUAUUCUUAUUUAUCAAAUUCUGAUGAUCCGGCAAUUAAAAAAUGGCAUGCACAGUAUGUAGAAUCAAAAGGUGAUAUGGAAGGUGCACUACGUCUUUAUGAAGCAGCAAAUGAUACACUUGGUGUCGCAAGAAUAUUAUGUUAUUUAGGCAGAGAAGAAGAAGUUAAUGAACUUGUUAUGAAAACAAAUCAUGCUGUAUCAGCUUAUCAUUUAGCUUCACAUUAUGAUUCCCUAAAUGAUCCACAACAAGCUGUACAUUUUUAUACAAUUGCUAAAGCAUAUAAUAAUGCAAUUAGAAUAUGUAAAGAACAUAAUAUGAUAGAAGAAUUAUGGCCAUUGGCUAUGCUUGCAUCAAAACAAAUACAAUUUGAUGUUGCAAAAUAUUAUGAAGAAAAUGAUAAACCAGAUAAAGCUGUAUUACUUUAUCAUAAAGCUGGUAUGAUACCAAAAGCACUUGAUCUUGCAUUUAGUACACAACAAUAUGAUGCACUUCAAUUAAUAACAAUGGAUGUUAAUGCACAUUCUGAUCCAUCAUUAAUACUUAAAUGUGCUGAUUUUUUUGUUAAAAAUAAUCAAAUUGAAAAAGGUGUUGAUUUAUUAGCAACUGGAAAAAAUUAUUUACAAGCACUUGAUUUAAUUCAAGAAAAUAAUAUUACAAUGACUGAUGAAUUAGCUGAAAAGUUAACAAUAAAUAAAAUUGAUAAUGACAUGGAAAAUGAUGGUUUUCGUAUAAAAAUAUUAGAAAGAAUUGGUGAAAUUGCAUUUAAUCAAAGUAAUUAUCAUUUAUCAACUAAAAAAUUUACCCAAGCUGGUAAUAAAUUACGUGCAAUGAAAGCAUUAUUAAAAUCAGGUGAUACUGAAAAAAUAUGUUUUUUUGCACAAGUAUCACGUCAACGUGAUAUUUAUAUUAUGGCUGGUAAUUAUUUGCAAUCAUUAGAUUGGCAAAAUAAGCCAGAAAUAUUAAAGAAUAUUAUUAGCUUUUAUUCAAAAGGUAAAGCUAUGGAUUUACUGGCAAAUUUUUAUGUUGCAUGUGGUCAAGUUGAAAUUGAUGAAUUUCAAAAUUAUGAUAAAGCACUUGAUGCAAUUAAUCAAGCAUCAAAAUGUCUGUCAAAAGUAACAACUCCACGUGAUCCAGAAAUACAAAAAAGAGCUAUUGAAGUUGUUAAUACAAGAAUGAAUAUUAUAAAACGUUAUUUAGAUAUUAAAAAAAUGUUUAAUCGUGGUGAUACUGAUAUGGCUAUUGCACAAGUACGUCAAUUACUUGAUGCAUAUGGUAAUGAUUUGGAAGAAUCAGUUAGACGUGGUGAUUUAUUUUCAACAAUAACACAGCAUUAUGCUGAUAAUGGUAAUAUUGAAAAAGCAAGAGCUUCAAUUGAAGAACUUAAAAGACUUGUUCCUGGUAUUAAUUUAACUUAUUAUUAUAAUGAAAAUUUACUUGAACUUCUUGGCUAUCAAAUUAAUAUACAACGUGAAGAAAGUAUUGACAAUGACGAUGGAAUUGAAGAACUUUUAGGAGAAUAAUAGAAGUUUUUUCUUUUGUUAUUUUUAACAACACAAUUUACACUUUAAAAAUAAAAAUAUAUCUACACAAUCCGUCCACAGUUUGUGAUAAUUUAUAAUUCAAUUAAUAUGUAAAAAAAAUAUAAUAAACAUAUCGAAAUUUUAUUAAUAAAUUUUUAUUUCAAUUAAACUUAAAUACUAAACAUUUUCAAGAUUUUAUUUUUGUUUAUUUGACAUGUCAAAUUAACAAUAAUCAUUUGAAUUAUGUGGUCAUACUUUUCAACAAGUAUGAAACAAUAGAAAAAAACAAAAAAAAAUAGCAAAAAUUAUAUCUAAGAAAAAGAAAAAUUAAUAAAUAAAGGCAAAAUGAAAAAUAAAAAAAAAUAAAUGCUAAAUAUGUAAUGACGAUUGAUUGAUUGAUUGAUAAGACUGUUAUAAAAAAAUAUUUUACUAUUAUGAGUUAUUAAUCAUGUCAUACACGUGUUUAACUGAGAAAAUUUCAAGUAAAAAAAAAAAAAACUUAUAAAUCUUAAUUAGCUAAAGUAUAAUUAAUGAUUUAUGGAGUUGGUUUUUUGCAUGGUGAUGCAGUCUCAGCUUCUGGAUCUUCAUUUUUACGUUUUUUACGAACAAGAUGUGAUAUAUCACUUGCUGGUUUAGCUGUUGGUACUGGAGCAGUUGUUGUAUCAGCACUUGUUGAUGUACCAGCUGAACUUGGUCCAGCUCCAUUUGUACUACCACUACUAGCUUGUUUUUUAAUUCCUUCAAUAACAAGUCUACAUGCUUCUUGUUUAAAAUCUUUCAUAUCAGCAAUUUUUUCCAAUAUUUCAGGUAAUAAUUCUUUAAGUUCAGCAAUUUCACCUUCAUUUUUUUUAACUGAUUCAUUUGUAGAUUCUAAUUCUUUUAUUCUUGCUUCAAGUAAUGUU
This is a messenger RNA of Aphidius gifuensis, 5419 nucleotides long. RefSeq names its product intraflagellar transport protein 140 homolog (gene rempA). Lineage: Eukaryota; Metazoa; Arthropoda; Insecta; Hymenoptera; Braconidae. Gene Ontology annotation, molecular function: protein binding. Bases 168 to 4517 code for a protein of 1449 amino acids. The transcript is spliced from 2 exons. Gene Ontology annotation, cellular component: axoneme; intraciliary transport particle A; ciliary basal body. The record is from RefSeq and is a predicted model, not a curated record. Gene Ontology annotation, biological process: intraciliary retrograde transport.